AUGGACUUUUCUCGAUGCUCCACCGACGAUACGAUCGGCCCGUCUGUCCGAGGAUGUCGAGAUGACUUCGAUUUCACGCUCCGAUUUGAAAAGAUAUUCCUGUCUCUUAUCCCCGCAUCUGUAUUCAUUGCUGCUGCGUUGCCUCGUAUCGUGUGUCUCGCUCGAUGUCCUAGAAUUGUGGGAGGCACGAUACUUCAGUGGCUCAAAUUGGCUGCAAUCACAGUCUACACGGCUCUUCAGCUCAUCUUACUGAUAUACAGCACCAAACUGUAUUCCCUCCGGGCCUUAUUCGUAUCCUCCGCUGCCGUCAACCUUGUAUCCGCCUUUUGCAUCCUCGUCCUUUCAUACCUUGAGCAUUCCAGAUCACCUAGAUCAUCUAUCUUGCUGAGUGCUUUCCUGAUCUUGACUGCGCUUUUCGACGUCGCCCAAACACGGUCGCUAUGGCUCGCCUCGGUCGGGUCGAGCGAUUUGACAUUCACUAGGCUGGUCACGAGCUCUGGGGUGCUCAAGUUCGUCCUUGUACUGCUUGAAUCGCUGCACAAGUCAAGAUGGGUACAAUGGGAUGCCAAAGUGCACAGCCCAGAGGAGGCCAGUGGUCUUUUGGGCCUCGGUGCCUUUACUUGGCUUAACCGCCUGUUUCUUGUCGGCUACCGCAAAGUCAUAUCGAUAGAGGACCUUUUCCCAUUGGAUCAGACUAUGGCGACAGAGUCAUUACAGCUGAAGCUGAUGGACCAAGUUGGGAGCUGUGCUUCCAAGGGCCAGAAACGUGGGCUGGAACUUGCAAAAGUCCUAGGGAAAACACUUGCGGUCCCCCUUCUUCUACCCAUUGGCCCAAGAGUUGCUCUUCUUGGUUUCAAGUUCUGCCAACCAUUCCUCAUCGACUCCCUUUUGAAUUACAUGCAGCAGCCGGCGGAGAGGCCUUCAACGAACGUCGGAUAUGGUUUGAUUGGCGCGACAAUCCUCAUAUAUGGUGGAAUUGCCAUCUCUACUUCAUUCUACUGGUACCUCCACGAGCGUAGUCUCUGCAUGUCUCGAGGCUGUCUCGCUGGAGCUGUAUACAAGAAGACGACAGAAGCUAAGCUGUCCGCUUCUGGUGACGCAGCUGCUAUCACCCUCAUGAGUACCGACGUGGAACGUAUUCGACUCGGCUUUUUGAACUUGCAUGAGUUCUGGGCAAAUACGAUCGAGGUGGGCCUUGCUAGCUGGCUUUUACAACGGCAGCUUGGCACUGCCUUCGUGGCGCCACUAAUCGUGGUGAUCGUCUGCGUUCUUGGAGGCGCGUACACAAACAAGUUCACUGGCCGGAGACAAAAGGUUUGGAUGGACAAGAUUCAGAGAAGGGUUGGAACCACAGCCAACGUCAUCUCCAACAUGAAACACCUCAAAAUCUCUGGCCUGGCCGGUCCGGUGAGAGACUUGAUUCAGAAUAUGCGAGUGGACGAGUUGAAAUCGGCGUCGAAAUUCCGCAUCAUCUACGUCACUGUCAUCAUCUUUGGAUACAUACCCAUGGCCCUUUGCCCCGUUGUAACCUUUGCGGUUACUUCUCGCACUCUCGACAUCACCACGAUCUUCACCUCAUUAUCAUUUCUGCUUCUUUUGGCGGACCCUUUAGGCUAUCUCUUCCAAAACACUCCGAACCUCCUCGCCGCCUUUGCCUGUCUAGAACGAAUCCAGAACUUCCUAGAGGCUGAACCACGGGUUGACAUUCGUCAAAGCAGAAGGAUUGAUCAGAAGUCCGACAGUGGCGAAGGCUCUGGAGCUGAUGAUCGAGAAGACAAGUCUGGUUCUGCUAUUAUGGUAUCUCACGGACAGUUCGGAUGGGCUCCAGACAAGAUGGGUCUCAGGGAUAUCUGUCUGGAAAUUCCUGCUGCGCGCCUCACUAUCGUGGUUGGGCCAGUUGCAUCAGGCAAGUCAACCCUAUGCAAGGCUCUACUUGGUGAGGUUCCCGUAUCGCUGGGCCACGUUUAUGUGAACUCCGAUGUGAUAUCUAGCCGGAUCGGUUAUUGUGACCAAACGCCCUAUCUCUCUAAUGCUUCGAUUCGAGAAAACAUUAUUGGCUUUUCCCAGUUCGACCAAGCGAGAUAUAGAGAGGUCAUUGAAGCAACAGUUCUCGAGCCUGACCUAUCUAUACUACCGCAAGGGGACCUAACUAAUGUUGGGAGCAAUGGCGUCACACUGAGUGGUGGCCAAAGGCAACGAGUGUCAAUGGCUCGGGCCUUGUAUCUUGAUACCAACUUUUACAUCUUCGACGACAUUCUAAGUGGACUGGAUGCCGACACUGAAGAUCAAGUAUUUCGACGGAUCUUCAGCCCUAGUGGGAUUAUUAGACGACGCGGUGCAACGGCGAUACUUUGUACCCAUUCUAUUAGAUAUCUACCUUCUGCGGACAAUGUUGUCGCGCUUGGUUCAGAUGGAAGCAUUGUCGAGCAAGGAAACUUUAGCCAUCUGCUGGCUAACAAGAGUUAUAUUCAUGGACUGGGAAUCAACCCAAAUGACGAAGUCGACCCUGAAGAUAAAAUUUCAGUAACUGAGCCACAAGAUCGUUUAGAAACAGAACUUGUCACAGUUCCCACGACGCAGUCCAUUGUGCCGAGCCACGUGGGUGAGCAAGAGAGAAUGAUGGGUGACCCUACCGUUUACCGAUACUAUCUGUCUACACUUGGGAAGAGAUCCUUCGUGGCAUUUAUCGUCUUUGGGCUCGGAUGGGGCUUCUUUUACAACUGGGGUAACGUGUGGUUGAAGUUCUGGUCCGAAGACGUCUCUUCAGCAUACCCGAACCACUCGAAUUCCUUUUACAUUGGUCUUUACGCGCUUUUUCAGAUGAUUUAUCUUCUAUCUAUGUUCUUCGUAUUCCUCAUCUGCUUCACCACCAUGAUCCAGAUCUCAGGCUCGAAGCUGCACCUGGGAGCUCUGACUACCGUCAUCAACGCGCCCUUGCGAUUUUUCAACACUACCGAUACGGGCCUGGUCACGAACCUCUUCUCCCAGGACAUGACGCUUAUUGAUCACGAACUGCCCAUUGCUGUUACAAAUCUUGCGCUUGAUAUAUGCAAUGCUCUGGGUAUGGCGGCUGUCAUUGCAUCAUCUUCUCCUUACCUUGCGAUUACAUAUCCCGUUUUGUUUGCCGUUCUGUACGGGAUCCAGAAGUUUUACCUACGGACGUCCCGUCAAUUGCGACUUCUGGACCUUGAGGCGAAAAGUCCGCUUUACACCCACUUCCUCGACACCAUCAGAGGGAUUGCAACCUUCCGUGCCUUUGGUUGGGUCCAAGACGGCAUCAAGCUGAACAACCAGCUCCUCGAUACAUCGCAGAGACCCACCUACCUCUUGGCCGUAGUGCAGCGCUGGCUGCUGUUUGCUCUUCAGACAGUUGUCGCUAUCCUCGCUGUGACCGUAGUCGCUAUGGCUACACAACUGCGGUCGAGCACAGCAUUGACCGGCGCCGGCUUGAUCACACUCAUGACAUUCGGUGAUAUACUAAACUACAUCAUUCGCUGGCUCACGCAGAUCGAAACAUCCAUUGGAGCGGUUAGCCGGUUGAAGAACUUGGGUGAAAAGGUGAGGCCGGAGACUUUAGAUGGUGAAGAUGUUGUGCCACCCUGUGAGUGGCCCUUUCGAGGGGCUAUUCGGAUUGAUGGAGUUUCGGCUUCCUACAAUCCCGUUGAAGGCCCAGAAGAUGGCUCCGCCGACAGUGAUGCACAUCCAAUGAAUAUGGCACUGAAAGACAUGAGAUUCUCUAUCAAGUCAGGGGAAAAGGUCGCAAUAUGUGGGCGCAGCGGAAGCGGAAAAUCAUCUACCAUACUUCUCCUUCUACGUCUUCUCGACCCUCUCGCCGAUUGUUCAGAAAAUAUUGUGAUAGACGGGCUACCGCUACACAAGAUCGACCGCACGAUUCUCCGGCAGCGCAUCAUCGCAGUCCCACAGGAUGCGGUCUUCCUUCCUGAGGGAACAUCCGUCAUGGCCAAUCUCGACCCUUGCAAUGCCUCAACUGAAAGCGAAUGUCAGGGUGUUCUUGAGGUUGUGGGUCUAUGGACCCUGUUCAGCCAUCGGGGGGGUAUCAACGAAGGCUUGUCCGCGGGCACACUAUCGCAGGGCCAAAAACAGCUGUUCAGCCUGGCACGAGCUAUCCUACGUCGACGGAUUCGAGCUCGUGAGUAUGCGAACAUGUUUGGUACAGCAUCAGAGAAGAAGUCAGCGGGUAUUUUGCUGCUUGACGAAGUGAGCUCUAGCGUCGAUCAGGACACAGACCGGGCGAUGCAACGGAUCAUAAAAGAGGAAUUUGAUAGCUACACUAUUGUCAUGGUCAGCCACCGUUUGGAGAUGGUCAUGGACUUUGACAAUGUAAUUGUGAUGGAUAAAGGAAGCGUUGUCGAGCAGGGAGCGCCAAAGACUCUCGUUGAACAGGAGGGGAGUUGGUUCAGAGAGUUGUGGAGGGUUGGGAACAGAAGCUAG
This is a messenger RNA of Pseudomassariella vexata, 4452 nucleotides long. Its product is annotated as ATPase-like protein. The transcript has 5 exons. Gene Ontology annotation, molecular function: ABC-type transporter activity; ATP hydrolysis activity; ATP binding. Gene Ontology annotation, biological process: transmembrane transport. Lineage: Eukaryota; Fungi; Ascomycota; Sordariomycetes; Amphisphaeriales; Pseudomassariaceae. The record is from RefSeq and is a predicted model, not a curated record. Gene Ontology annotation, cellular component: membrane. Bases 1 to 4452 code for a protein of 1483 amino acids.